AAGGCCCAACCCUUCUGCCCCACCCUCUUUCUCGUUCUGAAAACACUAACUCCUCCUCCACUGCCUCUCAGCAACAAGCUUCUGUAAGAGAAGAGAUGGCGAAGUCAAAGAAUCACACGGCUCACAACCAGUCACACAAGGCCCACAGGAACGGGAUUAAGAAGCCCCGAAAGCACCGCCACACUUCCACCAAAGGGAUGGAUCCGAAGUUUUUGAGGAACCAGAGGUACGCAAGGAAGCACAACAAGAAGAGCGGUGAAUCUGCCACCGAAGAAGAGUAGACUAUGCACAUCUACCUCUGAAUAUCAAAAUGGCAUUCGUAUCAGUGUUUUGAUCUCUGUUUAGGUUUUUGAUUUUAUGUUUUACUUCCAGCUGCUGGAAGUAUAUUAAUGUGACGUUGAGCAAGUAAUUUUCUUGGUUAUGGAACUAUUUUAAUAUCAAAUUCUACUGUGGGUUGAACUUAAUUUGUUAUCAUAAGUAUACUUCGUUGUUAUUUUCUGAAAUGCUAUUGUUUAUGUUCUGGAUUAACUUUGAAGCUCUUCUUGUUACUGGUGGUUUUGAAUCUAAUGCUUAUUCUAUUUCAAUGGUUAUUGUUUUCGAUUACCUAGUCAUGACAAGCAUGUUCAUGUGUCGUUGUGUUGAAAACUGUCGCCCCUAAUAUAAGCAAUUUCAGUCUCUAUAAAGUCACACUGUAUGGCUCGUUGAUAGUGAUCAAUAUGUUGUGAUCCCAGCUGCUGGAAGUAUAGCACUGUGACUUUGAGAAAGUAA
Messenger RNA from Ilex paraguariensis (yerba mate), 768 nucleotides. The record is from the annotation of a GenBank genome assembly. NCBI's taxonomy places the organism in Eukaryota, Viridiplantae, Streptophyta, Magnoliopsida, Aquifoliales, Aquifoliaceae.